AUGCGGAAGCUUAUCCAAAUCGGUAUCCAGGUCAACUGCCUUGAUCACGGUCUUGUACCAGGCAUCGUCGACUACACUAUGCCCGAUGACGUUGUUGUGGACGGUGGUAUUAGUCAGGUACGGUGUUUGGCCACCGUAGCCAACGUCCGCACCAGAAAAGAAUUUGAUGAACCUUGGACGUAA
Colletotrichum spaethianum is the source of this 183-nucleotide messenger RNA. RefSeq lists its product as uncharacterized. Lineage: Eukaryota; Fungi; Ascomycota; Sordariomycetes; Glomerellales; Glomerellaceae. The record is from RefSeq and is a predicted model, not a curated record. The coding region runs from base 1 to 183 and encodes 60 amino acids. The transcript has a single exon.